Molecule: messenger RNA, 2577 nt
Organism: Lepisosteus oculatus (spotted gar)
Lineage: Eukaryota; Metazoa; Chordata; Actinopteri; Semionotiformes; Lepisosteidae
Gene: ift52
Product: intraflagellar transport 52 homolog (Chlamydomonas)
Biological process (GO): intraciliary transport; cilium assembly
Cellular component (GO): centriole; cilium; intraciliary transport particle B
Source: RefSeq, a predicted model, not a curated record
UCCUAGUUACCGUUGUGUUUUUAGAGUUCUCCCAGCAUGCCCUGCGAGCGGCCUCUUGAAGAUGGUGUCCUGAUUCGCAGCCUCCGAUGAAGAGAAGGAAAUUCAUCCUGUCACGAUCAGAAUGGAGAAAGAGCAGCGCAACAGCGUCGUGAUCAACGCCUCCAAAAGAGAGGUCUUCACGGCCAGCAACGGCUUCAAGUCACUGCAGAAGAAGCUGAGAGCCCAGUGGAAGAUCCAGAGCUUUAAAGAAGAGCUCUCCUCGGAGAAACUGGCUGGUGUGAAGCUGUGGAUCACAGCAGGACCUCGAGAGAAGUUCACAGCAGCUGAGCUGGAGGUGCUGAAGCGAUACUUGGACGGCGGAGGGAAUGUCCUGGUCAUGCUGGGAGAGGGGGGAGAACUCAAGUUUGACACCAACAUCAAUUUCCUGCUGGAGGAGUUUGGAAUCAUGGUCAACAGUGAUACAGUGAUUAGGAACGUGUACUACAAGUAUUUUCAUCCCAAAGAAGCUCUUGUCUCCAAUGGGGUAUUAAACAGGGAGAUCAGUCGUGCCGCUGGCAAAGUGGUGACGGGGAUGAUUGACGAUGAAAGCACGGGGAAUAAUUCACAGGCUCUGACCUUCGUGUACCCCUACGGAGCCACGCUCAGCGUGAUGAAGCCAGCGGCGGCCGUGCUGUCGACGGGCUCCGUCUGCUUCCCGCUCAACAGGCCCGUCCUCGCCUUCCACCAGGCCAAGGAGGCAGGGCGUCUGGCAGUGCUGGGCUCCUGUCACAUGUUCAGUGAUCAGUACUUGGACAAGGAGGAGAACAGUAAGAUCAUGGACGUUCUCUUCCAGUGGCUCAUGACCGAUGAGAUUCACUUGAACCAGAUUGAUGCGGAGGACCCCGAGAUCUCCGACUACACGAUGCUCCCGGACACGGGCCGGCUGUCCGAGCGCCUGCGCGUGUGUCUCCAGGAGGGGGACGAGAACCCGCGAGAUUUCACCUCCCUCUUCAGCACGUCACUCUUCAGGCUGUCCACCAGCGCCCUGCCGCAGGUCAUCAACUCUUACAAACAGGUUAACGUGAAGCAUGAGCCACUCCAGUUGAUCCAGCCGCAGUUCGAGACGCCUCUGCCCCCGCUGCAGCCGGCUGUCUUCCCACCAGCUUUCCGAGACCUUCCUCCGCCAGCUCUUGACCUCUUUGACCUGGACGAGACCUUCUCCUCUGAGCGAGUGCGCCUGGCGCAGCUUUCCAACAAGUGCACAGAUGAUGACCUGGAGUUCUACGUUCGCAAGUGUGGUGACAUCCUGGGGGUGACCAGCAAACUAAACAAGGAGCAAAGAGAUGCUAAGAGCAUCCUGGAGCACAUCUUCUUCCAGGUCGUGGAGUUUAAGAAGCUCAAUCAGGAGCACGACAUUGACACAACGGAGGCAGGAAUUUCUCCAUUCUAAGCAAACUGUGUCCCAGCUACAUUUGCUCAUCUGGGAUAAUGAUUUUCUCCUUUAUUUUUACCAUUGAAAGGCCUGGAAUGCUAGCUAUGGAAUACCGACACUGUGCAACAGUGUUUGCAUACAUGUACAAUUUGUCAUGUGGCAAUAGCAUAAAUGAUUUUGUAUAUGCAUCAGUAAUCACUACCUAGUCCAUUUCUCCCAAAUGUGUGAUUAGGGCACACCACACUAGAUCUAUAACAUUCAGGAUUCCUUGUUCAAUCUUUAUCAUUGAUCCCAGAAGUUUUUUUUCCCCCACUAACCAGCUUCAGGGAAGGUACUUUAUUGUAAUAAGUAUGAUACAUCCUUUAUUAAGCAUUUCCUGUUUUUUUAGUAAAGAUUUCUCCUGGGAGAACACCCAAAGAGCAGCAGCUUAGGAGUUUCACACAAAUGCUGUUUGACCUCAGUUGUUGUAGUUUUAGCACUUGAAUCACUUUCCCUCAAUACAGAAGUUUGUCCAUCAUUGCAGAAGUGAUAAGAUGGGGUUAGACUAUUCCGGGACUUUUAGACAAGCCAGCAUUCGCUCCAAAUCAACAAGACCUACUUCUAAAAAAAAAAAAAAUGGUUCUUGAUCUCAGAUUCUAUUUCUCAUUUUUCUACAUAAUGCAUAUUUUUAUACAUGUUAAAAACAACUUAAGUUUAUUUAUCUGCAUUUAAAAUCUAAAGUGACCUUCCCUAUUAACCUAAAGGUGAAAGACCAAGAGAUGUUCAUGUUUUGAUGUAAAAGGGCAAAUUCAAAUGUGUAGUUUUUAUACUUUAAUGUAAAAUAAACCUCCCUGUGCUCAAGCAGUCAAAGUGAAUUCCAUUCUUCCAGUCUAAGAUGUUGGUUGAAACGGCAGACUUGACAGAUUCGAGACCAGAAUACAAGAAGCAGUUUCUCUAGUUGUGUUUCAAAAGCCAGUUAGAAUACAAACCAGAAAUCAGAGCCUUGAGAGGGAGAGUUCCACAGAGCCAGCUUCCCCACUCCACAAUCUCCAAGAGAGGAAGAAUCUCAGCCCCAUGCAUCCCAGUUACACCAAGAAUCCUCAAAAAUCAAAAGCAGACAGCACACCUUGUAUGUACACAUUAUAUGCAUCACAAUCUAUUCAUUUUAUUAAAGGCUAUUUUUUCCC